GGCGACACGUUGCCAGAGCCAGUCGCCAGCGUCACUAUGUUCUCGGCCCAUCUCCUGCUGAUCUGCGUGGCGUGCGCGGCGGCCGUGCCGGUGCCGUCGUACAAGGACCAGGCGCCGCCCACCGAGCCGCCGCCACCGCCGCCGCCGUCAGAGGAGCCGCCCGCUCCCCGGGCGCAGCCCCAGCUCGGCCUAUCCAGCAAGUCCAGACAGCGCCAGACGGGCUACACGCGCGGCGGCGCCGCGGUCAGCUCCACCGGCGCCACACAGGGCGCCGGCAGCCUCGACCUGGCCAUCGACGGACCGGGCGGCUUCAAGGCGCGCAGCAAGGCGCUCGUCAACUCGGGCGUCUCCGGCGCCGCCGUGGCCGCCGGCAAUGGCGGCUUCAAGCAAAAGUCCGAGUCGGAGACGGUGGGCACCGUUGGACUGCAGGGCCUGGACAUCAGCACAUCGAGCCGCGGCGCAGGAAAAUCAUUCGGCACGGCCGGUGUCACCCAGAAGCAGGGCGCUAACGGCGGUGUCAGCGGCGCGGCGCGCGUCGGCGGAAAGUCUGGUCACGCCAAGGUGGCCGGCGCGCUGAAGGGCUCUGCCACCUCGUCCAGCGGACUGGACGCCACCAGCUCGGGAGACAGCAAGUUCAAGGGCGCCAACGCCGGCAAGACGUCUGUCAAAUUCAACGUACCCAGCCCGGACGACGCGCUGCCCAGCGGCGUGGCGCCCAACAUCGGUGUCGACUCCGACUCGCUGCUGAAGCAGCAGGGCGGCGCCGUCGGCGACGCCAGCAUCUCGACCAACGGCGGCACGCAGGGCGGCGGCAGUCUGGUGGCCGGCCUCCGCGCGCCAGGACUCCAGAUCGACGGCAGCGCCGCCGCCAAGUCGGGCGUGUCCGGCGCCGGCGCGCUGGUCGGAGACGGCGGAUUCGCGCAGGAGAGCAUUGCCGGCACUUCGUCCAGCGGCCGGUCGGACGGCCUAAGCGUCAAGUCCAGGUCGAACGGCCGUGGCAGCGCCGUCGGCAAGGUGGCCACCCGCCAGGGCGGCUCCACCAGCGGCGGCAUCUCGGGCUCAAUCGUCACCGGCCUCGGCACGCCAGACGGCAAGUUCAGUAUCAAGGGCAAGCACAAGGGCGCCGCCAAGGGCUCCAUCGGCCAUUCGGCCUCCACCGAUGGCACCGGCUCGUUCUCGGCCAUCAACGCCGUUGGCACGGACGUCAAGUUCGACGUGCCCAGUCCCGACCUGGCGCUGCCCGGCCAGGGGGGCCUGCCGUCGGCGCCAGCCGACACGCCCGUCUUCAAGCUGACCAGCACGUCCGACAUACUGCAGAAGGGCGGCAGUCAGGGUGGCGCGGCCGUCUCCGGCGCCGGCUCCACGCAGGGCUCCGGUCUGGGCACGGUCGACCUGGACACGCCGCACCUGCAGCUCGACGGAGAGGUGGUGGCCAACUCGGGCGUCUCCGGCACCGCCGGCUCCCAGGGACACGGCCUGUUCGGACAGGAUGCCAACGCGCGCACCGACGCCAUCGCUAACGCCGACGGCAUCGAGACCAGGACCAGGACCGGCGGCCGGGGAGUGACCGAAGGACGGGCCGCCACCGCGCAGAAGACAGGCGCUAACGGCGCGAUCAAGGCGCGUCGCGACAUCGUCGCCCAGCUGCCGGGAGAGGCUCUCGGCGUGUCGCUGCCCAAGGGCAAGGGCAAGCAGGCUCCGGCCGUGCGCGUGGGCAGCAAGGCGCAGGGCACCUCUGCCUCCAGCAGCGGCCACGGAGCGUCCAGCAGCGGAGACGGCCGCUUCAAGACCGAGAAUGACCGCGGCACCAAGGUCCAGCUGACUGAUCCGCUCACCGGCUAGGCACCGUCGCGCCGCGCGACGGCACACCUUAUGUAGUCUCAUCCCCAUGUGGGCGCUGCGCCAUCGCCUCAAUGGCGCCACGCCUACCGCUGAGUAUAUCAGGAGCGUUGUGUCCACUGUUCAGGAGGACUGUAUUCGCGCGCGGCUCUCAAACGGAACCGCAGCAGUGCCUCUGACGGGUGGAUAGUCCAUCUCAUGUGUGACACUCACUGGUCCGAUUGUAUAUACACAAGUAAAAUACAAACUGUCCACCAAA
This is a messenger RNA of Amphibalanus amphitrite, 2098 nucleotides long. RefSeq lists its product as uncharacterized. The coding region runs from base 37 to 1842 and encodes 601 amino acids. NCBI's taxonomy places the organism in Eukaryota, Metazoa, Arthropoda, Thecostraca, Balanomorpha, Balanidae. The record is from RefSeq and is a predicted model, not a curated record. The transcript has a single exon.